Messenger RNA from Echinococcus granulosus, 291 nucleotides. Its product is annotated as Dynein light chain 1, cytoplasmic. NCBI's taxonomy places the organism in Eukaryota, Metazoa, Platyhelminthes, Cestoda, Cyclophyllidea, Taeniidae. Gene Ontology annotation, cellular component: dynein complex. Gene Ontology annotation, biological process: microtubule-based process. Bases 1 to 291 code for a protein of 96 amino acids. The record is from RefSeq and is a predicted model, not a curated record. The transcript has 2 exons. Gene Ontology annotation, molecular function: dynein intermediate chain binding; dynein light intermediate chain binding.
AUGUCUGCUGGAAGGUAUAGGAAAAGUGAGGCAAAAGCCGUAAUUAAGGAGACGGAUAUGCUGGAGGAGUUGCAACAACAGGCGGCAAAUUGUGCCUACGAGGCCCUCCAACAUCACCAACAGUAUAUGGAUAUUGCGAGGUAUGUGAGGAAACGUUUUGACGAUCUCUACGGUCCCUCGUGGAGCUGUGUGGUGGGAGCUGACUUUGGAGCGUCAUUCGCAUAUGAGAAGAAGCAUCUCAUCUCCUUCCAGAUGAAGGGAAAAACCUUCCUCCUAUUUCGCGGAGCAUGA